AUGAGUGGAGCACAUUCAGGAGUGCAAACAAGGAUAAAACAUAUUGUUCCCUCUGCCAAGUAUGUCCAUUGCUGUAGCCAUAAUUUAAACCUAGUUAUUUCAGAUGCAGCAAAGUGUCACAGUAAAGUACAAAAUUUUUUUGAAACUGUUCAAACUGUGUUCAAUUUUUUUGCCAGUAGUGCCCCAAGAUGGGCUUUAUUAGCUUUGGGUCAAGAUUUUGGCAAUAAAGUUCAGAAAAAAGUUUUUAAAAAAGUAUGCCCAACAAGAUGGGAGGCUCGGCAUGAUGCUGUGUUUUCACUGAAAGAGCGUUUCAUUGAUAUACUUAAGGCUCUGACUUGUAUAAUUCUCAACAGCAAGAAAACAACUGAAYGAACAAUUGCAUCUAGUUUGAAAAGUAAAAUUGAAAACUUUGAAUUUGUUUUAAUAUUKUGUACUUGGGAACCUAUAWYACGAUCAUUGRGAGUUAUUUCUAAAAAAUUACAAAAUGUAGAUAUGAACUUAGAAGAAGCUUCUACAAUGCUUAAUAAUGCUGUAAAUUUUAUUCAAGAGACAAGAAAUAGCUACAAUGAAAAUAUACUAAAUAAUGCAAAAUCACUGUGUUCAAGAUGGGGAAUUCCAGAUAAAUUUGUAGAAAAAAGAUUAUCUUAUGCUAAAAAACAGUUUUAUGACAAUUUAAAUGGAGAUAGGUUACUUAACACAACUGAAGAGAACUUUAAARUUAAAUUAUUUUUUCCUGUGUUGGAUACAGUUUUAUCUCAACUUAUUAGUCGGUUUCAAGAUAAUGAUUUAUCUAGUAGUUUUCCAGAUGUUUUAAGUGCUUGUGUAAUUUUUCUUACAAUGCCAAUCACUGUGGCAGGAGCAGAAAGAUCAUUUUCCAAAUUAAAACUUAUAAAGAAUYACCUAAGAAAUACAUGUGGACAAGAACGUUUAUCUAAUAUAUCAAUUUUAAGUAUAGAAAAGGAACGAACAAAAACUCUUGACAUUGAGAAGAUAAUUGACAAUUUUGCCAAUGCCAAGUCAAGAAAAAAAAUUUCUUAA
Diuraphis noxia (Russian wheat aphid) is the source of this 1038-nucleotide messenger RNA. Its product is annotated as zinc finger MYM-type protein 1-like. Lineage: Eukaryota; Metazoa; Arthropoda; Insecta; Hemiptera; Aphididae. Gene Ontology annotation, molecular function: protein dimerization activity. The record is from RefSeq and is a predicted model, not a curated record.